AUGGCCAAGAUUAACACCCAAUUCUCCCACCCCGCGGUAAGGACCACGGACAGAGAUCUCGACAAUGUUGAAAAUGGCCUCAGCAGGGUCCACUUGCCGAGCGAGGAGACUUCGUCAGAACUGCAGCAGGAGAUUGCCAUGGAGACCAGAGGACUGGCAGAGUCUAGGCGAAGCUCCUACACCAGCCAGGGGCCCGCCAGGAUGUCUCGCCUGAUCAUCUCACUGCGAGCAUGGGCCACCAGGCACGUACACCAUGAGGCCCAGAGAACGGACUCAUUCCUGGAGCGUUUCCGUGGAGCUGAGCUAAAGGAGGUGUCCAGCCAAGAAAGCAAUGCCCAGUCAAAUACGGGCAGCCAGGAGCCACCAGACAGAGGGAGAGGAAAAAAAAAAAAAAAGAAGGACAGCAUUGUGGUGGAUCCCUCCAGCAACAUGUACUACAACUGGUUGACAAUCAUUGCCCUGCCUGUCUUCUACAACUGGUGUCUGCUGGUGUGCAGGGCCUGUUUCGACGAGCUGCAGUCCGAGCACGUGAUGUUGUGGCUGGUCCUGGACUACUCGUCCGAUGUCCUCUAUGGCAUGGAUAUGCUGGUGCGAGCCCGGACAGGCUUCCUUGAACAAGGCUUGAUGGUCAAGGAUGCCCCGAGACUGUGGAAGCAUUACACAAAGACUGUGCACUUCAAACUGGACAUAUUAUCCCUGGUCCCCACAGACCUGGCUUAUUUUAAGUUGGGCAUAAACUACCCAGAACUGAGGUUCAACCGCCUCCUGAAGUUUGCCCGGCUCUUUGAGUUCUUCGACCGCACAGAGACGAGGACCAACUACCCCAAUUUGUUCAGGAUCGGGAACUUGGUCUUGUACAUCCUCGUCAUCAUCCAUUGGAACGCCUGCAUCUACUUUGCCAUUUCCAAGUUCAUUGGUUUUGGGACAGAUUCCUGGGUCUAUCCAAACGUCUCAAACCCAGAGUAUGGACGCCUCUCCAGGAAGUACAUUUAUAGUCUCUAUUGGUCCACCUUGACCCUGACCACCAUCGGGGAGACCCCACCUCCUGUGAAAGACGAGGAGUAUCUGUUUGUGGUCAUAGACUUCCUAGUGGGUGUCCUGAUUUUUGCCACCAUUGUUGGCAACGUGGGCUCCAUGAUCUCGAACAUGAAUGCUUCACGGGCUGAGUUCCAGGCCAAGAUUGACUCUAUCAAGCAGUACAUGCAAUUCCGCAAGGUGACCAAGGACUUGGAGACUCGGGUGAUCCGGUGGUUUGACUACCUGUGGGCCAACAAGAAGACGGUGGAUGAGAAGGAGGUACUCAAGAGUCUCCCAGACAAACUGAAGGCCGAGAUCGCCAUCAACGUGCACCUGGACACUCUGAAGAAGGUUCGCAUCUUCCAAGACUGUGAGGCAGGGCUGCUGGUAGAACUGGUGCUCAAGCUGCGGCCUGCAGUGUUCAGCCCAGGGGAUUACAUCUGCAAGAAGGGGGACAUCGGGAGGGAGAUGUACAUCAUCAAGGAGGGCAAGCUGGCUGUGGUGGCUGAUGACGGGAUCACCCAGUUCGUGGUCCUCAGUGAUGGGAGUUACUUUGGGGAGAUCAGCAUCUUGAACAUCAAGGGGAGCAAGUCAGGGAACCGCAGGACAGCCAAUAUCAGGAGCAUCGGCUACUCGGACCUAUUCUGCCUUUCCAAGGAUGAUCUGAUGGAGGCUCUCACCGAAUACCCAGAGGCCAAGAAGGCCCUGGAGGAGAAGGGACGGCAGAUCCUGAUGAAGGACAACCUGAUUGAUGAGGACGUGGCCAGGGCCGGGGCGGACCCCAAGGAUAUUGAGGAGAAGGUGGAGCACCUGGAGUCCUCCCUAGACACCCUGCAGACCAGGUUUGCACGCCUCCUGGCCGAGUACAAUGCCACUCAGAUGAAAGUGAAGCAACGUCUCAGUCACCUGGAAAGCCAGGUGAAGAUCGGCACGAGUGACCCUCUGGCUGACGGGGCCACUCCUGGGGAGGCUAAGAAAACAGAGACCAAACAACAGUGA
Molecule: messenger RNA, 2016 nt
Organism: Lontra canadensis (Northern American river otter)
Lineage: Eukaryota; Metazoa; Chordata; Mammalia; Carnivora; Mustelidae
Gene: CNGA3
Product: cyclic nucleotide gated channel subunit alpha 3
Exons: 7
Coding region: 1-2016 (671 amino acids)
Biological process (GO): monoatomic cation transmembrane transport
Cellular component (GO): intracellular cyclic nucleotide activated cation channel complex; plasma membrane
Molecular function (GO): cGMP binding; protein-containing complex binding; intracellularly cGMP-activated cation channel activity
Source: RefSeq, a predicted model, not a curated record